Messenger RNA from Lactuca sativa (garden lettuce), 461 nucleotides. The record is from RefSeq and is a predicted model, not a curated record. Lineage: Eukaryota; Viridiplantae; Streptophyta; Magnoliopsida; Asterales; Asteraceae.
AUGGCAAGGGGAGAAAUGGUCAGGAAGGUGGCGUUGAUGGUGGUGGUGGUCUUCUACUGCCUGGUGGUGCAGCCACCACGAGCGGUGGAAGGCCAGCUAAGCUGUCCACUGGUGGUAACCAGCCUCCUACCUUGUGCCACCUACCUGACAAGUGGAGGUCCAGUAUCCCGCCACUGUUGUAGCGGUGUUAGGUCACUACAAAGUGCCGCCACAACCACCGAUGACCGCCAGACGGCUUGCCAAUGCAUGGAAGAAGCCGCUGCAAUGCUCCCGGGAAUCAACAUUUAUAAUGCUCGAAGCCUUCCUGCCAAAUGUGAUGUGGAUGUAUCCUAUGAUAUCAACCCAGACACCGAUUGUUCAAAGUAUAUUAUACAUAUCUUCUUUUAAACAUGGAUUAUUCAUAGAUUAAUUGCACAUUUAUUGUUAAGUAACUUUAUAUUUGGAUGUAUAUGAAGGGUGCA